Messenger RNA from Acanthopagrus latus (yellowfin seabream), 1097 nucleotides. Its product is annotated as cytochrome c oxidase assembly protein COX20, mitochondrial. Gene Ontology annotation, cellular component: mitochondrion; mitochondrial inner membrane. NCBI's taxonomy places the organism in Eukaryota, Metazoa, Chordata, Actinopteri, Spariformes, Sparidae. The transcript is spliced from 4 exons. The record is from RefSeq and is a predicted model, not a curated record. The coding region runs from base 129 to 482 and encodes 117 amino acids. Gene Ontology annotation, biological process: mitochondrial respiratory chain complex IV assembly.
GCGAUAAAUAGCAGACGGACCACUUGGUACGUAGAGCGCAUGCGCUAAGGUCAAUAUGGUUACGGAAGUGGUUAUUUAACCAUAAAUUGAGAGCAAAUUUUGCACAAGGAGACCAACAGAGUUGUAUAAUGGCAGGAGAAGAAGAGGAGGCGAACAAGGGUUUCAGGCUGCUGGGGAUUCUUGAUGUGCGGAACACUCCGUGUGCCAGAGACGCCAUCCUGCAUGGAGCUGGAGGCUCGAUAACUGCUGGUCUGCUGCACUUUCUGGCGACAAGUCGGGUGAAGAGGUCUUUUGACGUGGGAUUUGCAGGCUUCAUGCUCACCACGCUCGGGUCCUGGUUUUACUGCAGGAUAACCAACGCUAAGCUUCGUGUGCAGCAGAGGGUGAUCCAGGACGGCAUUAAGAGCAAGGUCACAUAUGAAGGGACCGCUCUAGACCCCACAAACAAACCUGGAGCAGAAACACCAUCAAGACCCUCAUGACCCCCGGGACUGAAAUGCCUCCCCCUCCUUGUAAGGGCUGAGAGGAGAAGAGAGGACACUGUCAGUCCUACAAAGACUCAACAUCCUUUUCUUUUUUCUUUGUUGUUGACUGACGGACUUUGUCUGCACAAAUGAUGGAAGGAACUAAACUAUUUCUUGAACUGUUUUUUGUUUUUGUUUGUUUUCUGACGACUUAAGAGACAGCAACUCCAAACCUCUAGAUCUCAAAAUGUAGAAACCAAGAGAGUAACUUCAAUGAAUUUCAAUUUCGUAAUGUUGUUCCACCCCGACAUUAACAAAACAGAUUUACCAGAUACAUUUUCACACCGUUGAACACAGAAGAGGAUGACUUGCAGCUACGGUCCCCACCGUAACCAAACUGGGAACACUGUGGUUAUGUGGUAUACAUAGACCGCCAAGAUGCCCAGUUUUCUGUUAUGAAUCAGUGUCUAUCUGAUGUGACAUCACUGAUUGGGGCGUGGCCUAAUGUGUAACAUGCUUAAAGGUUUUAACCAGUAAAUGAGCUCUCUGUGAUCGAGAGUUGAAUCAGCCUUUGAAUUCACCUCAAACCUGCUGUUGAUUAUUGAAAAUAAACUCCAUGUUGAUGUAACUGUG